GUCGUCUUUGCUCACACAGGAAAAGCAGGUCCAGAGGUGCAUCACAGUCUUCUCUGGCUCCUCCGAGGUUCCACAGCAGCGAGGCAGCUCUGACCCGCCUGAAGCCAAUCGGUUGCAGAAGAGCAGCUGCCUUAGUCGGGCCGUCUCCCUUCUCGCCCACUUGCUCGAGAAAGUCGCAGGCUUCCGUGCCAGGCAGCUGCCAACAUGGCAGGCCCUGCUGCAGCCAUCGGACCGGGAGGGAAAAACAGCCGAGGAGAGUUGGCCAGAAACAGAGCCGGCGAUGAAGACGCAUCAGCGCCGGUGGCGUGAGUGCAGCCAGAAACACAGAAGAAGAGCAGCUGCAGAGGUUGGCUGGACUGCUGCAAACACACGGUCCAAGUCCCAUCACCCAGAAAGUGAAGUUCACAGACGAGACACGUUCAUCGGCCAGGUUCUCAGAGCAGAGCUCGCUCUUUUGGUGCUGCUGUUCUCUGGAAGUGGCUUUGGCUGGCACGGAGAUGCUGCGUACCUCAAGUCCUUCAUCAUGGGCCUGUGUGCGGACGCACAGAUGAGCAAGUGCUCCAGUGGCGUCCGGCACUGGUGCGGCUGCGCCGUCGGGUUCUGGUUGAGGGAGCACAGCUGUGCAGCAGGCUGCCUGAUGGGAUCCCAUCUGAGCUUGCGCCGCUCAUUGUCCUCGCCGGGGUUCGUGGCUUGGUGGCUCAUGUGACCUGCUGCCGCCCCAGACUCAACAGCGCUAACAAGUCAGUGGCACAGUCCAUGACUGAUCAGUGUUGGUGGCGUGGUGUGUCUGUCUGACCCAGCGGCGAGUCGCUGGGCACAAGUCACCUCCUCUGACUUGGUAGGAGAAGUCACAGGCCGACGGGACGAGUUACAGUGGGACCUACGCGGUACGGACCAGUAGAGUGAGCUGUAGUUCAGAGCUUUUGUGUUGUGACACACUUGACUGACGUGUGGUGUAGUCGGGACCAGGUCGUCAGCGUGUGGCUUCCUGUGGCUCUGCGUUUCAGGCCGGACGCUUGGUUUCUUUCCCAUCACAUGGUCACAGGUCUGAAGCGUUUCGAUCGAUUCUGCUGUGAUCGAUCCGCACGUGCGUGUCAGAGGGCGCCGCCGCCGAUCGUCAGCAAUAAUGGCGUCCAGGGAACACGGUGGAAGUGAGGCUGUCUUCUUUACUGGGAGCCUAACACUAACGCUGAAUGAUCUCUUUCUCUCAGCAGACGCUCUGUUGCCGCCUGUCAAUGUGAGCGUCAAGGCGGUGAAGGCCAACUCUGCAGUGGUGACAUGGGACAUCCCAGAUGGAGACCCCGUCAUCGGCUUCGCCAUCACACAACAGAAGAAAGAUGUGCGCAUGCUGCGGUUCAUCCAGGAAGUCAACACCACCACACGCUCCUGCGCACUCUGGGAUCUGGACGAGGAGACGGACUACAUCGUGCACGUUCAGUCCAUCAGCCUGUCAGGAACCAGUCCUCUGAGCGAAGCGCUGCGCUUCCGAACGGCCAAAGAGGCGGAGUCUCAGGUGUCCAAGAGUAAAGACGAAGUGACGAUGGAGGAGGUGGGUCAGACGGCGCAGCUGCGGGCAGGAGAACUCAUCAUCAUCGUGGUGGUCCUCAUCAUGUGGGCAGGUGUCAUCGCGCUCUUCUGCCGCCAGUACGACAUCAUCAAAGACAACGAGCCAAACAACAACAAAGACAAAGCCAAAAACUCCUCCGAGUGCAGCACCCCCGAACACCCGACAGGGGGGCUGUUGCGCACUAAGUUCCCCGACAACACCACCAGCAGCAGCAGGAUGCCAUCUGUCAACAUCAUCGAGGUGUGACGGCCGUCUCCUCAAGACUGCAGCCCAUCAGCUUGUCAGGACGAGGCAUGACCAAAGGGGUCAUGAGGGGCUGUGGAGGUGGGCAGACUGCAGGUUAACCCCAGGGACCAAAGCUGAUCAACCGAGCCAGAGAUUCAAACUCUCCUUCACUUCCAAACACCUCAGAUCUGUUUCUGGGAGCCGCUCGUCUUUCGCCUUCCUGCCGACCUUCAGCCGCACACGUUCAGUGAUCUGAACCGCAGUCACCAUUUUCCACUUCAGUUGGCCGUUGAUCUCUUCCAGGCUCUAUUCAGACUCAGUAUCUUUGAGCAAAAGGGAAGCGGAGUCGGCAAAACAAAGAGCACAUCUUGGUUUCCGAGAUCCUAAAUGUGAUCCUAGGGCGAGAAUAAGACAGAGAAGCGCGAGUGUGGUGGAAGCCGGCAGCCAGGAGGUGACCUGCAGGGGUUCAUCUGCCACUCACUCAUGCGGAACAACGUUGCUUGCUCCUACAGAAAUGGAAGGGCUGGACAGGUCAUUUCCUCAACCUGAUGCUGGUCACCUGGACCCAGGUGUCAUGGUUUUUGUUUUCUCUCAACACCACCGGACAAUACAUGACGAGCAGCAGUCACCAGAAACAGCUGACAAGUCACAUUCCUUGGUGAAGAGUCUUCUGAGCGGAAGCCGCAGACAUUAGCCCGUUAGCCAGCGAGGAUAACGCAGAUGAAACCUGUUCCUCAGUGGUGGUGCCGGCAUGUUCCUUCCCCUCCUCAGGGAAUGCAACCUUCUCAAGCCAUUCUGUGGACGACAGCACUGCUUCUCACCUUCCCAGACGAGGUCCAAAACAGGUUUCCAAUCCAGCCCUUACAUUCCGCGUCCAGGAGGAGCUCUGUGGUCCCAGACUCUCGGCGCGGAAGAGCCCUGAAAAUGAGCAAUAAAAGCCCUCACUGGAAGCUGAGUGGGACUUCUGCAGUGAGGGCUUUCCUUCCCCAACGUACCUAGCAUGCGUCGCUAAGAAAUGAAGAGCAUGGACCACGUCAUUCCAAACCAUGUCCUCCAGACAGAAGGGCUUCGAUUGAGACCUUUUUUUCUCUCGAUUCAAUGUCACACUGUUGCCAUGCAGUUUGUCACAGCGACUUGGAGGGCUGACGCCAAGUCAGUAGUACUGCCUUAACCACUAUUUACUUCAUGGGGCGAACAUCGACGGCGCAUGCAGAGAGAAGCACUUCACCUCUCGACACACAUAUAUAUAUAUAUAUAUGUCACUGCGUGAUUGUGCUGUUGUGUCCAAUAGUCUAACUUUCAUGACCCAGAUCUUGUUAAACUACGGUCCCCAGCGAAGCUCAGGUCAGAGAUGGCAACACCUCAGGGCUCAGAGGAUCAGGAGGAGGUUCCGUCUGGGCCUCUUCACCUCUCUCCUGUUGGCCGAGCUCUGAUCAGGAGAAGAAUGAAAGCUGAAGUUCCUUCUUUGCUCACGACUCCAGAGCUCAACUCUUUUCGGAAGCAUCGACCUUUAAACUCUCUGAACAUGUAAUGGAAUAUAUUUUGAUCAAAUCUCCAACUCUGCUUUCUAAACUGUUGUGUCAGUGUUAACUUUUGACUAACCUCAGUGUCCGUCUAGAAUAUUCUGAUGUGUGUCGUGUGAUGGACUGUUUUACCUUUGUGUUUCUUCUUCUGGGGCAGAAACGGGGGGUCUCAGUGGUGGGGCGCAUAUCUCUGGAGAUGGGAGCAGAACAUCUGUGAUCUGGAGGACUCUCAGGCCUCCUGGGAAUGGCUUGGCUGCUGCCCCACGUCCUGACCUCCAGAGAGUGGAAGAAGACUUUUUGUGAUUGUGAAUAUUGAAUGACUAACACUAACAGAGGUCGCGGAGGUCACCAGGAGCCUGGUGCAGGAGAGCAUGCUUGCACCCGCCUUCAUUCCAGCUAACAUCGUUCUACUCACGGCUUCACGAGGGCUAGCAUGCUUUUAACUUGUGCACAAGGAGACACGACUUCUGCCCAGAAGAAUGUGGUGUGUGCUCUCUUGUGUCUGCUUCACUCUAAUAAACAUACCACUGAUCUUUUCCAAAACUCUC
Synchiropus splendidus (mandarinfish) is the source of this 3863-nucleotide messenger RNA. It is a transcript of the gene fndc5a, whose product is annotated as fibronectin type III domain containing 5a. Bases 1127 to 1813 code for a protein of 228 amino acids. The record is from RefSeq and is a predicted model, not a curated record. The transcript is spliced from 5 exons. NCBI's taxonomy places the organism in Eukaryota, Metazoa, Chordata, Actinopteri, Syngnathiformes, Callionymidae. Gene Ontology annotation, molecular function: protein binding.